GCCCAACUAAAGCAAACAAUGAUCACCAUAAUGGUGACAAAACAUCUAAACCUCUGUUAAUUCUCGCUAAGAAUUUCUGUAGAUGUAUGGCAGAAAUAAAGCCAAGCUGGACUGUAAAAAGUGAAGCUAGUAAUGCUGUUUUUGGAGUUGUUUAAUCCUCCUCGGCUGAUAUCUUGAGCGAUUUACUGUCUUUUGUUGACAUUUGUCAUUUGUCUUUUGUAGCUGCCAACAUGGUUUUGUGUACAGUUUUGUAUAUAUAUAUAUAUAUAUAUAUAUAUAUAUAUAUUUCUCAAAGGCCAUCAGUGUCAGAUGAAUUCACUUCCUGUGUGGUUUUAGCACUAUUUUAAAGCAGUGGUCAUCAUCGUAAAGACCACAGCUUUUUCUCGGUGUGGUAAUUUUUUUGCUUUGGUUUUCAUGUUCAAUGAGGUUUUCAUGUUCAUUUUUACAGCAGCGGCUUACUUAAUAAAUUAUAUCUGCUAUGAAAAUUUGCCAUAUUUAAGAAAUGCUCAGUUUAUAAAAGAAUGUGUGGUAUGGCUGCAUUUUUCCGAGGCAGCAGAUGGCACUGCAGAGGCUUUGAAUCGUUCCUGGUACAAUCAUGGGAAGCCUCACAGCUUCAUCAGGCUUCAUUUCCCCAUGUAAAACGAAAUGAGGAUGCACAAUUUAAGACAUUUGAAGCCACCCGAGUGUCAGAUAACAACCGUUAUAACUCAGUGCCACAAAGGCUCAUACACUAGAGGGAGCUAAAGAUCAUUAUCACACUGAGAUUAAUACACAGUGUACAGUUUAUUACUCUUGUUGAAAUAUGAAAUAUUUUAACAUAAUUGGUUAAUCCAUCAGAUCAAAUUUAGUUUAGUAUGUAGAGUGUCACACAAAACAGUGUGAAAAAUAAUUUAAAUGUCUCAUGUGUGGGACCGUUGGGGGUCACGUGACCAAGAUGGCAGCUUAGCCGAGGAGCUCCGACACUGUGACUCACUUAAAUUAAGAAAACCCUUCUUAACUGCCACCAUUUGUUUUAAAAGUUACAUCAAGGAGAUGUCUAAACCCCGUCUGUGAAACAGUGCGAAAUUUUCACACGCGGACGUAAGACGACCUCUAAAACAACUUCAACAAGUCCUCCGAAGAAUAGCGCUAGCACAGCUAGUGUAACAUCCACAGAGGAGAUUGCAUGGAAGAAAUACUGUCCGAACUCAGAGAAAUGCGGAGUGAAUUUGGAGGAAGACUGGACGGUAUUGAUCAGAGACUAACAAGUAUGACAACUACGCUCACAACACUUGAAAAUAAAUUGACGGAGACGAAACAGGAGGUUGCCGACAACAUUGUCCGCAUUGACCAAGCGGAGUCCCACAUCGCUGCAACCGAGACGGCACAAGAGGCAGUUGACACAGCCUUACAGGCAGCCUUGAAACGAAUCUCCUCUCUUGAAACAAAGACAGAGGAUCUCGAAAACCGAGCAAGGAGAAAAAAACUUGCGCAUUAUUGGUGUACGUGAAGGAGCAGAGGGAAGACAGCCACUAAUUGAUUUUGUUACCGAGAAGCUGCCGACGUGGUUGGGUUUGCCCCCUCAAAAGACUUUUACACUCGAACGAGUACACCGCACGUACCCAUCGUACGCUUUUUGAAAUUCCAGGGCAAGGAAUUUGUCUACCGGGAGACGAGAAAGCACAGGAUCACACACGAGGGGCAAGAAAUAAAGUUUGUACAAGAUCUUGCAGCAGAAACUCUCCGUAUCAGGAAUGGCUUCCAACCUAUCAUUCCAAAGUUUAUUGAGAUCAACGCUUUCCGUGGCUUCAGUUACAACCCGUGUAGGCUCAGGGAAGGGAAGAUUCAUCUAUUCUCUACUCUGCGGGAAGCUGAGAAGUUUUACGCACACCUCCCACGGGCAGAAGAAGCCACCGGUGAGGACUGAAACGCGGAGAGUCUAAAAUGACACUUUAUAGCUUUGUACACGUGAAUAACCGGUUAUGUUUUUCCAAAAAUGUCUCCUUUCUCAGUAAGUAUUUGAUGUAUUUUUAUUCUUAGUCUUAUGUUAAAGUUUGGCAGUUACGUUUUUAUUUUUUGAUCAACAAUGUUUUGUAGCUUACAAGGGUUAAUGUUUACAGUUUAAAGUACAUGGUGUAUGGAUGCAAAUUUGAAUGUGCACGGUAAAGUCAUGUCGAUUAGUUGCUCCUCACUCUUUGAGGAUCAACGUCCCUAUACGCCACUGUAUUCUAAGGGUCUAAGGGUCGGAGGGUCGGGGAUUUGUUCAAAUAAGUUCAAAAUAGUUCUGUAUGUAUGCUGUGUGAAUGUGUGUGUGUGCUUGCACUGCAAACAUGCCUAUUUGUUUCACUUUUCUUUAAUAAUGUUUCCUUUCACAUUAGUAUUUCAAUAUAAGUGUUAAUUAGAUAAUAAAGAGGCUAUAUGGAAAAGAUAAAACUAGGAAGGGACUUUAGCAUUACUAUCACGAGUUGGAUGUCAGGGGAAUACGAAAAUUGGUCAAGUUGAAAAAAGUAUUGAACAGAAUAAAUUGUUUAAAAACAAAUAUAAUUUUUAUACAAGAGUCACAUUUGACAGAAUCAGAUAUUCUAAUGUUAACUAAAAGAUGGCGAGGACUAGUAUUUCAUGCCCCGUAUACCAGUCAUGCUAGAGGGGUAGUAACUUUGAUACAUAAGUCAAUACCAUUCCAAAAAUCUAAAGUCAUAAUGGACCCAGGAGGAAGGUAUAUUAUAGUACAAGGUCCUGUUCUGUCACAAAAAAAUAAACUUUAUCAAUGUAUACGGUCCUAAUGAGGACUCCCCAUCUUUCUUUGAAAAACUUUUUCAUACAAUCUCCAAUUUAGAGGGCCAAUAUAUCUUGGGCGGUGACUUCAACUGCACUCUAAAUCCUAUACUUGAUAGGUCUUCUCAAACUGACAACUCGCACGCUAAAACCAGAAAAAUUCUGAAUUAUUACAUACAUGAUCUAAGAGUACAAGACAUUUAUAGAGUCAAAAAUCCGACCAAUAAACAAUAUUCAUGUUUCUCCAGCAUUCACAAAAGUCACUCACGCAUUGAUUAUUUCCUAACGUCAUUUGAAUUACAGUCACAAGUAGAAGACUGCUGGUAUAAUAGCAUCGUUAUGAGUGACCAUGCACCUGUCUCGUUAAAAAUAAAACUAGGUAAAGGGGAACAAGGUCGAAAAAGAUGGAGAUUCCAAACUUUCUUGUUACAAGAUGCAACUUUCGUUCAAUUUAUAGAGCAAUGCAUAGACAUAUACUUUAAACACAAUGGAGAAGAAACCUCAGCUUGUACUAGAUGGGAAGCUUUCAAAGCCUAUAUUCGAGGGGAGAUUAUAAGCUCAAAACAAAAAGCGCACUCUUGACAUUUUAUCAAUGGAAGAGCAAAUUAAAACUUUAGAAAAUGAAUUCUAUGAUAGUAAAAAUCCUGAAAAACUGCGCGAUUUAACUCUUAUGAGAGCAAAAUAUGAUAAAUUGAUAACAGAUAAAGUGGCAAAACAAUUAAAUUGGACAAAACAAGCGUUUUACGACCAGGGGGGAAAAGCAGGCAAACUAUUGGCCUGGAGGAUAAAAAAAAUAUAAGCUGAUAGACCAAUCUAUAACAUAAAAUCGGAUGAUAAUAAUUUACUUAGCGACCGUCUAGAGAUAAACAAACAAUUUAGAACAUUUUACAAAGAACUAUACAAAUCCGAAGGCAAUCCAAAUGAAGAGGCUCGAAAUACAUUCUUUGAUAAGUUGCAAUUUCAAAAGUUGCCGGAGGAAGACAAACAAAUUCUGGAUAACCCCUUAACAGUUAGCGAAAUUUAUGAAGCAAUAGGGCAUAUGAAUAGCGGCAAAACACCAGGGCCGGAUGGGCUGCCCGUAGAAUUUUAUAAAUUUUUCAAAAACAAGUUGGCCCAGCCACUUCUUGAUAUGUUUAAUGAAUCAUAUCAAAGAGGAACCCUGCCAGACACAUUAAGAUUAGCUACAAUUACCAUAAUUUUAAAACCCAAUAAACCACAAACAGAAUGUUCAUAGGAUGUGACUUGAAAAUACUAUGUAAAAUACUGGCCAGAAGACUUGAAAAAUAUAUCCCAAAAAUAAUAAUUGACGACCAACAAGGUUUUAUUCAAAACAUUUCUUCAAGUAUUUACAACUAAAACAUUUUAUGUCAACUAUAAAUAAAGAUAUUAUGCAUAUCCCAAAUUUAUCUUUAAUAGAAGAAAUUUCUCUCGAACAUCAGGGAAAAAAAGGAUUACUUUCAAAAUAUUAUAAUUUACUUAUGCUCAAUUCUAAGGAAUCCGCAAUUGAUAAAUUAAAUGCUUGGAGAAACGACAUCAAUGAAAAUAUAGAUGAAUUUGAUUGGAAUGAAGCCUGUUUGAGAGCCCAGAAGCAUACAAUUAAUUCAACACAAAUUAGUUCACCCAAAAAUGAUAUUUAUGUCAUUAAUUACUCACCCUCAUGUCGUUCCACACCUGUAAGACCUUUGUUCAUCUUUAGUGCGCGAAUUAAGAUAUUUCUGAUGAAAUCAGAGGGAUCAGUUCAGUGUCUCGGUAUCUGAUCAUCUUUUCUGUCAUUGAGUGUCAUGUGGAGCAACUUAAAAACACAAUUUAUUCAUUUUAAUUAUAAUAAUAAAUAAUUGUAUCUAAUACAAAAUCGUGAGUGGAUAUUGAGAUGAAAGUGAAAUGUAAAAGUUUUCUCAUUUCUAUAAUAAACUCAUGACAUCCUGUUUCUCAUGAUGUUGAAUUGGGGGUAUCUGGGGCACCAAACCUCUGAUGUGUUCAUGUCUUGCUCCAUCACAAGCAGCUCUAUGUUAAUUUGACCUAAUUCCAGCUGUUAUCAUCGAUAUGAUCAGAUUUACUGACUUUAACUGAUGACAAAUACCAGUAACAGAGAAGUUUUGACUGUCCUGGGAAAAAAAAAAAAAAAAAAAAGAUCUUUUGAGCUUAUAAUCAUUCAAAGCUCAACUCAAAGUUAAAGGGGUGUUAAUGUAUUUAUUCAAUCUUGGGGAACACAAAACCUACAUAAAUACUGAGUAAAUGGCUAUAUACAUAUCUUAUAUUGUCACUCAAUUACGUUCAUCAUUGGUUCGGUUAUGCCUGUUUAAGGGUGUUUGAGUCUUUUUGACCAGCCACAGAUUCCUUUCAUUGGCUUUUGUAGCUGCAAACAUAAUCAUGGAAAAGAAUUUGGAGAAAAAGAAAAUCUUCUCUGACUACAUUAAUGUGUAAUAAACAUGCAGUUAUAUUGUGAGUCUACAGAGAGCUUCAGUGUGGGAAUGAAAUCUAGAUUUGUCUGUGUCUGAACCAAUGAAACCACUUCCUGUGUAGGUUUAGAAUUGUUUAAAAACAUGACACACAUCCUAAAGACCUCCUCUGUGAACACACACUGAACUGUAAGACUGUAAGUUAGAGCAAAUAAUGGAAUCAGGAACCUUUAGUGUAUGCAGAAAUUAUUAUAACAGAUCAGAACCUCCAACACAGAGACCUCACCGCCAGACUGAAGCAAAAGCUCGAAAGCAAAGAGGAAGUAGGUGUUUGGUGUUGACGACAGUGUGUCUCUGGAUCAUUUGUGUUAUUCUGCUGGUCUUCAUCAUAGCGCAGCACAUCUCCAACACAGCAGAGAGAGAAUCUCUGUUCAAGAGACACCAGAAGGCAGUUGAAGAGUUCAAUCAGACCAUCAACAGCUUACAGCACAAUUACACUGAAAUAAUGACUGAAGACCUGAGGACCAACUUCAACUCUUUGAGUCAGAAGAAACUGGAGCUGGAGACCAGAGUCAAUGAUCUUACGGCUGAGAAAAAACAGUUAGAGGGAAGUGUUGAUGCUUUGACUCAGAAGAAACUGGAGUUAGAAAGCAAAGUCACGUCUUUGAGUGAUGAAGUGAAGAUAAAAGGUUGUAAAGAAGAAUAUCUGUGGAGUCCAUAUGGGUUGUUCACAUCCGAUGAGGAGAAGAGCUGGUCUGACAGCAGGCAGUACUGCAGGGAGCGAGGUGGUGAUCUGGUCAUUAUCAACACUGAAGAGAAGCAGAGACUCAUAUCUUCAUUCAUCAAGGAGAGAGUGUGGAUUGGUUUGUCUGACAUUGAGAACGAGGGCAACAUGAAAUGGGUGGAUAAUUCACCACUGAAACAAGGGUUUUGGGUCAAAGAUGAGCCGAAUAACUUGGCUGGAGAUGAGGACUGUAUUGAACUGAAUCCUGAAAAACCAACCCUGAACAACUGGAAUGAUCUCUCAUAUUCAGACUAGAGGCUGACAUUUUUUCGGGAAUCCCACGGGUCACGGGAUUCCCAUGGGAUUCCUGCAGGAUGGGAGUCAUCUUUGCUAUUAAUCACGGGAUUUGGACGGUACAGGAUAAAUGGUUAACGGGAGCAGACGGGAGCGGGAAUCAACCAAUAGCAAAGACGACAAAAAAAGAAAAAAGUAAAUGCACCAUUUUGUAGUUUCCUUUUAAUACGCCCACAAUGUAACGCAAUUAAAAAAUAACUACACGACCCAGCCGUCCCAGAAGCCAUCAGUGCUUUUUGUCACGGCUUCCCGCCGGAAUUCAAAGAGCAGUGAUGGAGGGAGCUAACAGCCGCGGAGAAGUCGAUGUGGCAAAAAAUGAUUUACAGCGCAAAGUCAGAAGUAAUGACAUGUCUAUUAGUUUCACAGAACUGGUCGUAAAGUCUGAAAUAUUAAUUAAGUUUAUGAGAGUAGAAUGUGACGGUGAUAGCACGAUGUACGCUGCUUGUAAGACAUGCUUAAACUUAAAAGAAAAUCUAGAAACAGGGGCUCAGCAGCUGGUCUAAAACAGGAUGGAGAGCAGAUUAAAUCAAAUUCUAUGUAUUAACUAAACACUAAUUGAAGAAAAAAAUAUAUGGGAGCGGUACAGGAGCGGGAGUCAGUUUAAACAGGAGCGGGAUGGGAGUGGGAGUCAAUUUACCAGGAGCGGGAUGGGAUGGGAUUAUUUUUUAAACUUUGGUCUGGGAGUGGGACGGGACAAGAUUUCUUUCUAUGGGAGUGGGACGGGACAGGAGUGAAAAUCCACUCCCGUGUCAUCCUCUAAUUCAGACACAAGAAAAUGGAUUUAUGAGAGAUAGAUUUAGUCUUUCCAUGCUUUAACUUGUAUUAUCUUACUGAAUCAUUGUUAUUGUGACCAGUUUAGGUUAGUUAGCCCACAGGCUGGGUAAAUUUAUAGGACAGAACACGUUGAGCUAUUUUUUUUUUUUUUCUAUAAUACUUGCUUAUUUUUUACUUCAUACACUUAAAAUAAUGAAUAAUGAAAUAAUGAAAUAAAAUAAAUUUUUAAGUACAUUAAAUUUGGCUAUU
Molecule: messenger RNA, 7254 nt
Organism: Megalobrama amblycephala (Wuchang bream)
Lineage: Eukaryota; Metazoa; Chordata; Actinopteri; Cypriniformes; Xenocyprididae
Product: CD209 antigen-like protein C
Exons: 5
Coding region: 5368-6192 (274 amino acids)
Biological process (GO): biological process involved in interspecies interaction between organisms
Cellular component (GO): external side of plasma membrane
Molecular function (GO): signaling receptor activity; D-mannose binding; fucose binding
Source: RefSeq, a predicted model, not a curated record